Molecule: messenger RNA, 336 nt
Organism: Dibothriocephalus latus
Lineage: Eukaryota; Metazoa; Platyhelminthes; Cestoda; Diphyllobothriidea; Diphyllobothriidae
Source: the annotation of a GenBank genome assembly
AUUAUACUGCUUACACGUCCAGCGUUAGCGAAAGAGUUCCUGGUAGAAACGCGCAAUGUUCCCGCCAUCAGAAAAGGCAAAGUUGCCAUCAUCCACGUUGAGCCCACGGACAUGCUGACCUAUGAUAUUCUCCGACUCUGGCGAAAUGAACUGGAAAGUGGAGUAGACCUGGGAGCGGCCGGGCAGAGUCUGAUCAUCAUGACAAUUCUGCCAACGAGAACUAUGUACCAGUCCAACUCCUCCAUUUAUACGAACGUAAGUGGAGCGCACCUUUUUGAAACAUUCUACUGGAAAGUUUGCAGGUUUCUGCAAUGUCCAUAUUCCCCUGGAAAGUGA